This is a messenger RNA of Seriola dumerili (greater amberjack), 2425 nucleotides long. RefSeq names its product tight junction associated protein 1 (gene tjap1). Gene Ontology annotation, biological process: Golgi organization. Lineage: Eukaryota; Metazoa; Chordata; Actinopteri; Carangiformes; Carangidae. The coding region runs from base 334 to 2265 and encodes 643 amino acids. The transcript has 11 exons. Gene Ontology annotation, cellular component: trans-Golgi network. The record is from RefSeq and is a predicted model, not a curated record.
CCCGCCGGAGGAGCAGACCGGGAGCUCCAGCUAAAGUUUCCUCUCGUCUCCGCUCUCCGGGAUUUGUUGGCUGAGAUAACCCGGGCCGAGCCGCGCUAACCGCCCUCUCAGGUUAUUGGAGGCUUGAGGCUCACACGCCCAGAGGAGGAAGAGGAGGAGAAACUGGGCUGAAUGUGAGAGGACGAAAACAGCAGAGAGGAUGAAGAAUUUUCUGUGCUGACGUACGAGGUGUGUUGUUUCUGUGGAUGAAGUCAGAUCUGGAGCAGCUCACACUUCAGGACUGACACACCGACAGGAAGGAAGGAAACAAAGAGGAAGGAAGCAGGGGCCAGGAUGACGAGCGCGGCCCCGGCGAGGAAGCCGUACCGUAAGGCUCCACCGCAGCACCGCGAGACACGCCACGCCCUGCCCACCGCUCCACCCCCACCCACACCGCAGCCCGACAUCAAUCAGGAGGCCUUAUCAGACUCUGACAGGAUCAGAAUCCUCCAGCAGCAGAAUGAGGACCUGCGACGCCGCCUCUCUCUCUCCACCCACAAGAUGGAGGCCAUGGAGGCGGAGUUUGACGGAAACCGUCACUACAUGGAGGCGGAGCUCAGCCGGACCAGAGAUGACCUGGACAAGAUGAGGGACAAGUUCCGCAGACUCCAGAACAGCUACACAGCGUCUCAGAGAGCCAAUCAGGAUCUGGAGGAGAAGCUUCACGCUCUGCUACGGAAGGUGGAGCGGGACAAAAAGACAAUGGACCAGGAGAUCGUGGAGCUCACCAACAAACUGCUGGAUGCCAAAAACACCAUUGACCGACUGGAGGAGCUCAAUGAGCGUUACAGGCAGGACUGUAAUUUGGCCGUUCAGCUGCUCAAGUGCAACAAGUCGCAUUUCAGGAACCACAAGUUUGCUGAUCUGCCCUAUGAACUCCAGGACAUGCUGAAUAAACACAUGAAGAGCAGCCUGCCGGAGGGGGGCCCUGGCUCUGCCCCCGGCCCUCAGGACCCGGACACGCUCAGUUUGACUCCUGCCGACGUUGUGCCAACCUCGGUCAUCGCCCGGGUCCUGGAGAAGCCUGAGCCGCUGGUCCUGAACUCCGCCCAGUCCAGCAGCUGCGGCCGGCCCGUCGCUGAGGACGUCUUCGUGCACGUGGACAUGACGGGCCCUGCAGCGGGGGCCGAGGGCCGGGCCCGGGAGAACGGCGGGGGUCAGGAGGUGUCGCAGCAGAACGGGUCGUGUCGCAGUCAGAGCAGUCUGGACGGGCAGUCAGGUGGCGAGGAGGUGGGCGGGGCUCCGUCCUUCGAGAAGCUGAACCCGUACCCUCCGCCGCCGCCCCCCCACCCCCUGUACCCCGGCCGCAAAGUCAUCGAGUUCUCGUCAGACGACAAAGUGAAGAUCCCCAAAAACUCGCCGCUGCCUAACUGCACCUAUGCCACGCGGCAGGCCAUCUCUCUCAGCCUCGUGCAGAACGAUGACGAGCGGCUCGCCCCCGGCAGCCCCGCCCCCUCCUCAUCCUCAGGCUGUGGGGGUGGAGUCCACCAGCGCACGCCGCCAUCACAGCAGGACGCCGCAAGUGAGCCGCAGUCCAGCCAGUCCAGCCCCUUCAGCAGCCCGCCACAGGCGCCCAGCGUCCUGGCGAGCUCCGGCAGCUCGGAGGAGGACCUCCUCUCCAACUGGCAGCGGAUGUUCGUGGAGAAGAUGGCGCCGUCCUGCGACAGCUCUCUGGUCCACCGCACGUCGUUCAGCAGCCAGACGGCUCAGGAGCUGCAGAGGAGGAGGCAGCCGGGGGGGGGCGGGGCCUCCUCUGACCGCCACAGGGCGGAGUACUCGGACGGCGAGGAGGGAUCGUCGGCGAGGAGCUGGACGCCGAGCCGCGGCUCCAGCCUCGACACUGACACGGACACCGAGCCGCGGUCCGGCCGGCGGGGGCGCUACGGGGGGGAUGGCUCCGUGGAGGAGGGGGAGAGGCUGUUGAUGAACCUGGAGGACGACGGCGGCAGCGGGGACACGGCAAUCACCGUGGCGACCUGCCCUACCGAUGCCCACGGGAAGGAGCUGGAGGAGGAGGAGGAGGAGGAGAGCUCGGCCGAGGAGAGAGACGUCCUCCCCCACAACCUGCCCGUCAUCUCACCCCGCCUACUGGACUUCGACCCCGCCCUUGCCGCUGCCACGCCCUCACAGCGGCCCCAGAAGAGUCCGAAGAGGAUGGGCGUCCACCACCUGCACCGCAAAGACAGCCUGACCCGAGCCCAGGAGCAAGGCACGUUGCUGGACUGAUGCUCGCUCUCCACUGUCUGAGCACGCCUCGCUCGCCCCUCACUGUGCUCCCUCAGCUGCUGUCUGUCUCCAUGGCAACAGACCUGUCCAUCACAGUGGUCAGAGGUCACGCCCAUCCAGGAUAUAGCCAUACUCUACCGUAUGCUGCCGAGCUCGCCGC